Messenger RNA from Xiphias gladius (swordfish), 6887 nucleotides. RefSeq names its product A disintegrin and metalloproteinase with thrombospondin motifs 2-like. The transcript is spliced from 24 exons. Gene Ontology annotation, cellular component: extracellular matrix. Gene Ontology annotation, biological process: proteolysis; extracellular matrix organization. The record is from RefSeq and is a predicted model, not a curated record. The coding region runs from base 315 to 5642 and encodes 1775 amino acids. Lineage: Eukaryota; Metazoa; Chordata; Actinopteri; Istiophoriformes; Xiphiidae. Gene Ontology annotation, molecular function: metalloendopeptidase activity.
CUGCUCCUGAUGAUAGUUUUAAAGUGAAGCUGAAAGCUUGAAACGACAAAUAUGCCUCAUUGGAUUAACUCCACCCCUGUAUGUUCUAAAUAUCAGUGGAUCUCCUGGAAUUUGUGGUAUAUUAGCUAACUGUUGUGAAGUGAAUCCAAGCUGGCUACAGCUCCACGAAGGAGCAAGCGAAAAACAUCGUACAGCCACCUUUCAAGACUAAAAGUGACUCUCUGCAGCAUGUCCUGGGGGAGUAUGGACUGGUGAGGCCGAUCAGUGUGGACGCAGAGGGCCGCUUCCUGUCACACGCUGUUUCGGCUGUCCGCAUGGCAGGAGGGCAGUCCCGUAGGCGCCGGAGGAGGGAGGUAGGAGUAGGCAAUGAUGAGUGGGAAGGACCAAGAGGAGUCGAGGAGGACCAAGAGCCUGUGGCCCGUCGGGAAAAGCUUUACUACAACGUCACCGUCUUCGGCCGGGAAUUCCACCUGCGCCUGCGCCACAACGCCAGGCUGGUGGCCCCCGGAGCCAAGAUGGAGUGGCGCGAUGACAGCGACAGCACCCGGCAGUCUGAGCCCCUGCACGACGAAUGCCUGUACGUUGGCGACAUCUCAGACACACCUGGAGCCACUGUGGCUAUCAGCAACUGUGACGGCCUGGCUGGUAUGAUCAAGACGAAGCAAGAGGAGUUUUUUAUCGAGCCAGUGGAGAGGGGCGAUGGAGUGAUAGAAGAGGAGGAGGAGGAGGGAGGAGGAGGAGGAAGGACACACAUCGUCUAUCGCUCUUCAGCCCUAAAGAAAGCGCCCAUCAGCAGCACGGAGGCAGACUACCACUCCAGAGGUGCUGACCUCGGUGGUCUGAUGGACCUGGAGUCUCUGUACCGUGGUGUGGAGCAGAGUAUCAACCACACGCGAGCAGGGCGAACGCGAAGACAGAGCCUGGACAGGGCCUACAACAUCGAGGUGCUGCUGGGUGUCGACGACUCGGUGGUCCAGUUUCACGGGAAGGAGCAUGUGCAAAAGUACCUGCUCACACUCAUGAACAUUGUGAAUGAGAUCUACCAUGACCAGUCUUUGGGAGCAAAGAUCAAUGUGGUGCUGGUGCGGAUUAUCAUGCUGGGCUACGGCAAGUCCAUGAGUCUGAUUGAACUGGGGAACCCAUCUCAGAGUCUGGAGAAUGUAUGUCGCUGGGCCUUCCUCCAGCAGAAGCAGGACACAGGGGACGCUGAGUAUCAUGACCACGCCAUCUUCCUCACACGACAGGAAUUUGGCCCCACGGGCAUGCAGGGUUACGCCCCAGUGACGGGCAUGUGCCAUCCGGUGAGGAGCUGCACUUUGAACCACGAGGACGGUUUCUCGUCUGCUUUUGUGGUGGCACAUGAGACCGGACACGUGCUGGGGAUGGAGCACGAUGGCCAGGGGAACCGCUGUGGAGAUGAGGUGCACAUGGGUAGCAUCAUGGCACCGCUGGUGCAAGCUGCCUUCCACCGCUUUCACUGGUCCAGAUGUAGCAUGCAAGAGCUGGGACGCUACCUUCAUUCCUAUGAUUGUCUCCGUGAUGACCCCUUUGACCACAACUGGCCCUCUCUGCCUCAGCUUCCUGGUUUGCACUACUCCAUGAAUGAACAGUGUCGCUUUGACUUCGGUGUGGGCUACACGAUGUGCACCGCGUAUCGUACAUUUGACCCAUGUAAGCAGCUGUGGUGUAGCCACCCAGACAAUCCCUUCUUCUGCAAGACCAAGAAAGGACCGCCCAUUGAUGGCACCAUGUGUGGGAAUGGGAAGCAUUGCUUUAAAGGUCACUGCAUUUGGUUGACCCCUGACAUCAUAAAGCAAGAUGGAAACUGGGGUUCGUGGAGUGAGUUUGGCCAGUGCUCCCGCACCUGUGGUGGAGGAGUACAGUUUCGCACACGUGACUGUGACAAUCCAAGACCAGCCAACGGGGGCCGUACUUGCGUGGGGGCGACUUACCAGUUCCAGAUGUGCAACACCAACGAAUGCGAGGACAUCUACAGUGACACACGAGAGGAGCAAUGCCACGCUUGGGACCCUCGCUUUGAACUCCACAGCAACAAGCACCACUGGCUGCCUUAUGAACACCCAGACUCUAACAAACGCUGCCACCUGCAUUGCCAAUCCAAGGAGACACGAGAUGUGGUCUUCAUGCAAAGAAUGGUCCUGGACGGCACACGCUGCUCAUACAAGGACCCGCACAGUGUGUGUGUGCGUGGAGAGUGUGAGAAAGUGGGCUGUGACCGUGUGGUCGGCUCCUCAAAGCAGGAGGACAAGUGUGGCGUGUGUGGAGGUGACAACUCCAGCUGCAAAACCUUCAAAGACACCAUCACACGCACUGCCAAGAAACAAGGUUUCCUCAAAGUUCUUGAAAUCCCCAGAGGAGCGAGACAUCUACUGAUCCAAGAGUUGAAAGCCACAUCACAUACUUUAGCUGUGAAGAACGUGGCAUCAGGACUGUUUUUCUUGAAUGGGGAAAAUGAAUACCCAGAGUCCCACUCAGUCAUAGAAAAGGGCGUGGAGUGGGAAUAUGAGAACGAAAAUGACAAGGAGACCCUUCAGACAACUGGCCCUCUCAGACAUGGAAUUCUUAUCAUGAUGAAAUUACAUGGAGAUGAGGAUGUGAAUUUGUCUUAUAAGUACAUGAUGAACAUGGACAGUGACUCUGCCAUUCAGAACAACAUGCUGGUAGAAGACAGUGCCUACGAGUGGGCCCCAAAGAGAUGGUCCUACUGCUCCAAGCCCUGUGGUGGAGGGAAGCAGUAUCUGCGAUACGGCUGCAGAAGAAAAGUUGACAGUAAGAUGGUCCACAAGAGCUUCUGUAACAAGUCCAACAUGAAACCUAAAGGAGACACCAGAGACUGCAACCAGAAGCCCUGCCCUCCACCCAUAUGGGUGACAGGGGAGUGGCAGAACUGCAGCAAACCAUGUGGAAAGACGGGCAUGCAAAUACGCUCAGUCAGCUGUGUCCAGCCAUCAGAUGACAACACCACACGUUCCAUCCACAAUAAACACUGCAACGAUGACCGGCCCGAGGCCCGCAGACCCUGCAACCGACACCCCUGUCCCACCCAAUGGAGAGUCGGACCGUGGUCUCAGUGCUCAGUGACAUGUGGUAAUGGGACCCAGCAGAGGCAGGCUCUGUGCCACACCAGGGACAACACCAUCGGCCUGUGCCUGGACAGUAAACCCGACACCAUCAGAGUCUGUCGCUUGGAUCCAUGUCCCAAGGGCUCAUCAGACCUCAACAAGAAUGGCAACAUCCUGAUCCAGUGGCUGUCUCGCCCCAACCCCAACUUCCCGAAGAUCUCCUCACGUUUUUUCUACUCUUCCUCCCUGCAUCUUCUGCUAAUGAUCUGGCUUUACUACUAUACUCUGCACGGCCAGCGUUGUCAUGGAGACCGCUCUGUGUUCUGUCGUAUGGAGGUGCUGAAGCGCUACUGCUCUCUACCGGACUACCAGCGCAUAUGCUGCAAGUCCUGCAGCAAUGUCACCAUCACAGAGCCUCUUCCCAACUCCAUCUCCAGAUCCACCCCCAUCACCUCUAUCCGCCCCAGUGUUACAGCUACUCCAUCCACCAGCACCCUCAGCUCUGGCUUCACCACCAUUCAACCCACCAAACCUGUCAUCACCACCAUUUCGGCUUCUACCACCAGCCCCUGGACCAUUAUUCAUCCUCCUCCCUUCACCACUCCUGUUCCUCAUUCCAUCCCAACCUCACUCAGCACCACAGACGUGAUCACAAGUCAUCUGUCAGCUGCCACCGGUGCUCCUGUCCUCCCUACCACCUUUUCCACGGCGACCACCUCAGUUAUUACCACCUCUUCCAGUAUUACAGCUUAUCCAUUGCCUCUGCCUGUCCCAGACAUAGAUGAGAGUACAAAUCCACAUUUACAGAGCAUUACAAAUCGCCCAACAACAUCUGGUAUGAUAACUACAGUAGACCUUACAGCAGCAACCAGUCCAACAAUCACAAAUCCAGCAGAAUGUAGCACAAAAACAGACACCCCACAGAAAUCCAAUCCCAAACAUAAUAUUCCUCCAAAGAAAAUCUCCAAAAAGGUGAUUCCACCAAAGAUCAAUCCAAAAAGGAAUACUGCACUGAAAAAUACUACAAGAAAUGAUGUUCCACCAAAGAUUCACUCCAAAAAGAACACAAAUGCGAAUCGAAAAAACAAUACUUCUGUGAACAGCAAUCCCAAAAAGACUACUCCAGCAAACACUACUCCCAAAAAGACUACUCCAGCAAACACUACUCCCAAAAAGACUUCUCCAGCAAACACUACUCCCAAAAAGACUACACCGGCAAGCACUACCCCCAAAAAGACUACUCCAGCAAACACUACUCCCAAAAAGACUACACCGGCAAGCACUACUCCCAAAAAGACUACACCGGCAAGCACUACUCCCAAAAAGACUACUCCAGAAAAAGUAGCUCCCAAAAAGACUACUCCAGCAAAGGCUACUCUCAAAAAGACUACUCCAGCAAACGCUACUCCCAAAAAGACUAUUCCAGAAAAAACAACUCCCAAAAAGACUACACCGGAAAGCACUACUCCCAAAAAGACUACUCCAGCUAAUACUACUCCCAAAAAGACUACUCCAGUGAAGCCUACUCCUGAGAAAAAACCCAAACCCACACCCAAAAAGGAGGUUUCACCAAAGGCCCGUCCCAAAAAGAACAUGCAGCCAAAGACAAAAGCAACAAAACAAACUCAAACAAAGACAAACCACAAAAAGAACCCAAAACUAGGGCCCAAAAAUGCAGCAGAUUCACAGGCCAAGGUUAAUCAGAAUAAGGGUAAAAAGACUAAUCCAAAAAAGAAAACACUUGAAAUGUCUUAUUACACCACAGCUCCCUCUCCAUAUACAAGCCCAGAACCAUCAAGAGAGUAUUUUUCUUCAACUAUUUCCCCUAGUACAAGUGUAUAUGCUCCAUCACCUUUUCCUGAGUCAAGAGUCAAUGUCACAUUUAUCAAUAACAACACAGGAGCUACAGAUCGAACUCCACUGUGGUACCAUGAAAGCACAGACAAUGGAGCAAUAACACCGAGCACUUUGGAUGAUCUCGUUACACCCACUGGUACCAUUCAUUUUGAUGAUUUCACGAUGCCCAGUGGAACCAUGCCGUAUGGUGAUGUCACAGUAACCAGCGGGACCGUUCUCAGUGGUGAUGACAUCACAGUGUCCUACGAUAAAGUGGGUGUGGUCAGUGACACCGUGGUGCUGGACGACGGCCUCACCAUGGUGAUCCCGACCAUCAAUAGCGAGGAUAAGACAGAUUUCGCCUCCUCACCCUGGCUGGACCUGUCUGAGUACAUCCCUGUAAGUGUUCCAACGACAACCUCAGACCCCGUCACCGCCUCACCUCCCACCACCAUCACUACGACAACAGAAAAACGAGCUAUCACAACCACCACGGGCUCAACUAUAAGACCUCAGGGAAGAGCCGAGGAGAACAGUGAGAACAACUCCAUCGAUGUCUUAUACAACAGGAUCGUCAGAAUAGACGACAUCUCUCAGAACAACUUGAUAACAAAGCGUCGGGUCAACCUCCGAGAACGAACCAGGAACAAACGGAUUCAGGAGCUUCUUGAGGAGAAGCGGAACUUUCUCCUCAGGAUGAAGCGAGGCCAUGCUGCACGAUAGACCAAUCCUCAUUUCUCUUAUAGAGAUGGACAUUCUCUUUACAGACCUUUGGUAAGUGGUGUUUAAACCCCUCUGUGAACUGCCAUGAUGUUUUCUAUCAGACUUUUCCACAAAAAAAAAACACAAAAAAAAAAACAAGCUCUGUCAUAUAACUAUCAUGACAAUCAGGACUGCUGCAGAGAAAGAAUAUCAUGGCCAAAUGUUUGAACAGUUGCUUUGCUUUGAAUAAAGAAAAGCCAUUUAGAGUACAGACUGUUGCAGAUUUGCAGCAAAUCGCCUCACCUGUGUAAACAUAAAAAUGAGAAACAGAACGGAUGAAAAGUGUACAUCCAGUUUGACCAGCACUUUACAAAACCAAGCCCUCUUAGCCACCCACAGUUUCAUGAUGUAGAUAAGAUGUAAUGUAGUUUGUAAAAUGGUAUUAUCCAUACUGGCACUUAUGGAACAACAAAAUGUACAACUUAGACUCCAAAUCUCCGUCUGAUAUUAUAUUACUGCCCAGGACUGCAGCUCAUUUCCACCAAACAGAUAUGCAUACCUCUCAGAUCCCUAACAACAACAACUGCAGCACAAGAUGAAAAUGUUUCCUUGUUAAGUGGCCACUACUCUGAAUCCCUUACACACACACACAGCAAAUUGGAGCUUUUGGAGGCCUAAAACAAUAUGGUAAUGCCAAACAAUGAGAAAGUCAAAGUUUCCUUUUGGUUUAAUUGCAUUGUGAAAGUUUACACUGCUUGGAUUGUGUUGCCUUUUAUAAAGCAAACAGUCUAUCUGACUGCACGGGGGUCUUUCAUCUCUCAGGAAGUUAAGAUACAGUGUGAAUAUCUGGUGGGGGACAUUGCCAAAUACUUUGUGCCUCCUGGAUUUGGCUUAUAUGUUUUGAUAUCUAACUAAGCUAGUUGUAAAAACAAAAUUAUUGAAGAGAAAAAAAAUAUUUUGAUAGCAUUUUUUGUUUUUCUUUUUUAAUGUUCAGUCAAGUAUGGUGCUUUUUUUGGUCAGUUUUGCUAAAAGCAAUGUCGCUCACUCAUUCAUUUAUGUACAAAAAAUACAAAAUACAAAAAAAUUUAAUAAGCCUGUUUGUAUUAACUGUAUCCACAUAGAAGUGUUGAGGGCCAGUAUAUUUUCUCUUCUAAAAGUUUUAUUAUUGGUACAUGUCCAACUUGCAGCAACUGCAAAAGCACCUACGGAUCUUUCUGUACGAUAUCUGUACAUAUGAAAAAAACUUAAUGUUUAAUAUUUAUUAAA